Fragaria vesca subsp. vesca is the source of this 1551-nucleotide messenger RNA. Its product is annotated as F-box/kelch-repeat protein At1g51550-like. The transcript has 2 exons. Gene Ontology annotation, molecular function: protein binding. The record is from RefSeq and is a predicted model, not a curated record. The coding region runs from base 19 to 1398 and encodes 459 amino acids. Lineage: Eukaryota; Viridiplantae; Streptophyta; Magnoliopsida; Rosales; Rosaceae.
AGCCAAAAGAAACAAGCCAUGGCAGAAACCAGUACCAGCAGCAGCUGCAAUGGCAGCUCUCCAUUGACCCAAAUAGCCCAAGACCACCUCUUCUCAAUCUUGCUGCUCCUCCCUGUUGACUCUAUUCUCAGCUUUGCUAUGACAUGCAAGAAAUUCAGAGCCCUCACAGCUUCUGAUACUCUUUGGGAGUAUAUAUGCCAAAGGGACUGGGGGCCCAGAUCAGUUGAGGCCUUCAAGGCUUCAAAUUCUAAUCAGCAGUUGCCUUGGAUGAGAAUUUACAAGCAAGUUUCUGGGGUUGACUCUGUGUAUUGCCAUAGAUUGUGUGCUGAUCCAGAUGCUGAAUUGGUGUUUCCAACUCCCAGGGCCUCUCAUUCCCUCAAUUUUGUGUCUGAUUGCUUGGUCUUGUUUGGUGGUGGCUGUGAGGGAGGACGCCAUCUAGAUGACACAUGGGUGGCAUACAUGGGCAAUGAUUUUCAGAGAUUGCUGAAGUGGCAGAGGAUCAGUUCAGGCAGUCCGAGUGGAAGAUUUGGGCAUACAUGUGCUGUAAUUGAUGAUUGUCUUGUUCUAUUUGGAGGUAUAAAUGACAAUGGAAGCCGUCAAAACGAUACAUGGGUGGGGCAAGUAGCAUUCCAUGAGACCCUUGGUAUCACAUUGUCUUGGAGGCUGCUUGUGGUGGGGGACAAUGCACCUCCCCAGCGAGGAGCUCAUGCAGCAUGCUGCAUUGAAGGUAGAAAGAUGGUUAUCCAUGGAGGAAUUGGGCGGUUUGGUGUGAGACUGAGUGACACAUGGGUAUUGGAACUUUCAGAAAACUUUCGAACUGGUACUUGGUGUGAAAUCGUUACUCAGCCAUCUCCUGCAGCUCGCUCAGGUCACACGUUAACUUGCAUUGGGGGUACCAGAACUGUUUUAUUUGGAGGGAGAGGAUUGGGAUAUGAUGUGCUUCAUGAUCUUUGGCUCUUGGAUAUUUGUGAGGGUCAACCACAAUGGCUACAAGUACUAUAUGAAUUACAAAAUAUUCCUGGAGGAGUUUCCCUCCCACGGGUUGGUCACUCAGCUACACUCAUCUUAGGAGGUCGUUUGCUGAUAUGUGGAGGGGAAGAUUCAUAUAGACACCGGAAGAAUGACUUCUGGGUUUUAGACAUUACUGCAGUUCCCUCCAUUACUGUGCAGCCAACUAUGUUGAACUCUAUGCAGUUAUUUGCAAAAAUGUGGAAAAGAUUCAAGACAAAGGGUCAUAUACCCAACUGUCGCUCAUUUCAUCGUGCCUGUGCAGAUCAAUCUGGCCGUUGCCUGUUUAUGUUUGGCGGAAUGGUGGAUGGAUUACUUCAACCUGCUGACCCAGCUGGACUGAGGUUUGAUGGGGAGCUCCUUCUUGUGGAGCUUGUGCUUCAGUUAUGAGGAGAAAUGAAAAUCAUUAGAGCAAGGUAAAUAAUGGAUGCCAUUUUGUCCACCAUGUCUUGUACAUACUACUACAUAGUAUCCCGAUGAGUUGGAAUGGUCUUUGUAAAUCUUUUGAAUUCAGACUAUCGGAAAAAGAAACUAUUGUUAUGG